Molecule: messenger RNA, 741 nt
Organism: Komagataella phaffii GS115
Lineage: Eukaryota; Fungi; Ascomycota; Pichiomycetes; Pichiales; Pichiaceae
Exons: 1
Coding region: 1-741 (246 amino acids)
Molecular function (GO): phosphatase activity
Source: RefSeq, a predicted model, not a curated record
AUGUCAUCUCCUAAGGCCGUCGUUUUCACCGAUUGGGAUGGAACUGUCACUCUUUUAGAUUCCAAUGACUACCUCACAGACAACUUGGGUAUGGGUAAAGAGUCCCGUGUUGCUAUUGGAAAUCAGAUUCUCAAUGGCGAAGUGGACUUCAGGACUGGUUUUGCUGAAGAGUUACAAUCAGUAAAACUGCCAUUCGACGAAUGUAUCGAUUUUCUGCUCAAGAACAUUGAGCUCGAUCCAGGCUUCAAAGACACCUAUGAAUGGUGUUAUGCCAAUAAUGUUCCCAUCUAUGUGAUUUCAUCAGGAAUGAAGCCCAUCAUCGAAACUUUGUUGGUGAAAUUGGUUGGCCAGGAUGCUAUGGACAACAUUACUAUUAUCUCCAACGAUGUCAAGAUCAACGAUGAUGGCUCUUGGGAUAUUGUCUAUAGAGAUGACACAUCUUUUGGUCACGAUAAGGCCCUAUCUAUCUUGGAAGUACUUGACAAGCACAACCUCGAUAAGAAUGCUGAUAAUAGGUCGAUCCCUCUAUUCUACUGUGGAGACGGUGUCUCUGAUCUUUCAGCAGCAAGAGAGACUGAUUUGCUGUUUGCCAGAAAGGGUAGAGAACUGAUCACCUAUUGCGAAAAAGAGAAAGUUCCAUAUACCGAAUUUGAGUCCUUUGAUGAGAUUCUGAAAUCUAUUCAAGCAAUCUUGAGUGGUGAGAAAAAGUUGGCCGAUUUCAUUCAAAAUAAAUUAGAAUAG